Messenger RNA from Carcharodon carcharias (great white shark), 7047 nucleotides. It is a transcript of the gene atad5a, whose product is annotated as ATPase family AAA domain containing 5a. NCBI's taxonomy places the organism in Eukaryota, Metazoa, Chordata, Chondrichthyes, Lamniformes, Lamnidae. The record is from RefSeq and is a predicted model, not a curated record. Bases 276 to 6068 code for a protein of 1930 amino acids. The transcript has 24 exons. Gene Ontology annotation, cellular component: nucleus. Gene Ontology annotation, molecular function: ATP binding; DNA clamp unloader activity; DNA binding.
ACAAGACAACCGGGGGGAUGGAAAAUAAUGUAAUCAGCUUCAUUUUAAACUAUGUUUUCUAUAAAACAUGCAGUGUAAUUUUAAACUAAUGCGAGUAAGUGGCGGCUUUUCCGUUUUAUUUGAAAAGGCAAAUUAUAAGAGGAGGUUUCUCAGGCUGAGGGCCCAGCUCUUGUAAGAGGGCAAAAAGGGAGCAACGAAAUGUGGGUUCACGGCCUUCGACCUGAGGUUUCUUAAAGGUUGCUUUCUGAGUGCCAAGGAGGGUAGAAAUUGCUGGUAUGGUUGGGAUCAUUGCUAUGGCUGGUACAGUGGAGGAAUAUGAUGAGCCGAGUAAGAAACCGAAAAAAGAUGCAGAGGAUUCCUCCACAAACACAAUCACAAGCUACUUUUCACCAUUAUCAAAAUCCAUUGACACUGGCUUUCCAUCACCCAAAUCCAGUAAUAUAAUGGAUUACUUCAAGAAAACACCAAGUAGACAAAAUUUUGCUUCAAAUGCAUCCAGUGAAUGUGAAAGAAAGAAUUCAACCGUAACAUCUGUGGACCGUAAUAAAGAAACAUCAAUAGUCUCGGAGGAAAAGUGCCAAACACCAAAGGGGAAAAGGCUUAGUAGAAGAAUUAACUUAAGCCAUAAAUUGAAUGAAUGUCAUGAGGUGGUAGAAAUCAGCGAUACUAGCAAUUCGAGCAUUGGAGAGGUGUGCGGCGUGAGAUCGGGUGUCGGAGUUCUUGGGAGUGAUACAGCUGCACUGAUUGCUCAACUUUGUGCAGAAAGCCAAGAACUAUUUGAAGAAAAUGAGGACAAUGUUGAUGUGGAUGUUAAUACUGUACGUAGGAGGACAAAACCGGGGAACAGAAAGAAAAGCUGCAAAGAGCUUGUCAAUCAUUCGAGUAAAAAACUCUCCAAAAAAACACGAAAAAGAAAGGUUGCAGGAAAUUAUGAAGAUCCCUCAAGGCAGCCAGAUGUUGAGCUUGUGGCAAAGGAUGACAGCUGUGAAAAGGGGGUUGAAAGUCCAGAGGCUAAAGGAGCUACUAUUCCUGUGGCUAUUGAAAGUGAAAGAAUGUGUCUCAGUGAGACAGGUUUGGAUACUACAGCUGACGAGACUUCUCAGGUGAAUGACAGUACAGUUACUGUGUCAUUUGAAGACUUUAUAAAGAACCAAGAAACUGAAGAGUCUUCAGCUGAAAAAGCAGCAGGGGACGACUCUGAGAUAAUCGAGGAAAGUAACAAGCUUCCCAAUUUAUUGGAAGACAUGAGUUCAGCUGCUCCUCAGCCAAACUCCCCUAAAACAGUGACAGUUCAUGUUCAGAUUCACUCUAGCCCUAUAUCUACCUCAGCUCAAAAUUCCAAAAGGAAACAGAAAAAAAUAGCAUCAAUCUUUUUGCGCAAGAAAGCUGACUCUGAAAGUGAAGUGAUUGAAAUCCAGCCGGAGAGCCCCUGUCCUGUCGAGAGCACCGAUCCAGCUCCUGCAAGGAGAUCCAAUGUGGUGAUAGCGGAAGAGGAGUUGGAGUUGUCGGUAUUGGACGCCACUGAAAAGAGUCCCGUGAAGGCCAAGUGUAGUCGAGCUGAAAGGGAGCAGUUUAUGAAUGCUUUCAGACGACCACCCUCUUCAGAUCCAGAAAAAAAUGGACUCAAGAAGGUGGCGCAGAAACCAAAAAGCUCAAAGCAAGUUUUAACACAAGGUGAAGGAGAUGUUGAUGAGCACAGUCUAGAGAAGGGAGAAGAAGAAUUUGUCCAGGUUACAAAUGCUGAGAUGUCAAACCAAGGCAGUAAAGAUUCUAGGCUGGAGAAAAGUGAGUCUGGAGGUGCAACCACGAAAAAGAACAAAAAGCUAAAUCGCAGAAAAGUUCGGAAAGCAGAAUGUAAAAAUCCAGAUGAUUGUGAAAUUGAUCCUGAUCUGAAAACGUGCGAUAAGAUAGCUAAAGAAUCAAAAGACCCAAAGCCUUUUGAUCCAGCAACGACUCGAUCGAGUGAAACCUGUAGAAUUACGCGGAGGAGCCUUAGACAGCAAAGAGAUGCUCUGGACUAUUGCCUGACACCAGAUAAAGCCAUUGAAGUGGAUUGUCUGGGUGUCCCAGCUCAUAGGUCAACCCCAAAAUUGACACGUUGGUCUUCUGAAGAAAAUAGCAUCUACAAAGCAGAAAUGAUUCCUAUGACCUGUAACAAGAGUCCGAUCAGAAUGAAGUUUACACGGAUCACUCGGUCAAAAAAUGAUGUAAAAGCAAAGAAAAUGGAUGAGAACGUAGAAUUUACUCCCAGGAGCAUCCAGCGAAUGUGCAGAUCCAAGAAUAUGGUCAAAGCAAAGAGACUAGUUGAAAAAGCCAAAGAACAGAGCAAGUGCAGAAAUCCUGUGGAACCCAUUACGCCUCUUAGGCGGUCAAAUCGACAGCAGUCCAAAUCUGAUGAGAAUUCUCAUGGGACUGAGGACUUGACAGUUAAGUUGAAUUCAAGUGCAGCAAGCAAUUCUGACUGUACAAUCCAACGUGAAAAGAAAUCCAAAACAUUGAAGAAUAUAAGUGACAUGUUGGGAAAGAAUUCAGGUAGCACAUCAGCAGCCAAGAGCACUGCAGCUGACCUCAAGGUUGCUUCCAUAUUUUGCGGUAAAAAAGCAAUCAAAGCUAUACCAUCAGGACCCAUCACCAUUAUUGACGAUAACAGUUGUAAUGGUUCAGAAAACUCUCAGGAUGAUGAACAAUUUAAAGCUAAGCGUCAGUUUCUCAUGAGUGGAUUACCAGAUACGUUGAAAAAACACAUAGCAAAGACUGCAGCAGUGAUGGAGGUCUACUCUGCUGCAAGUGCUGCUUUCCAAACCGUUGUUCAUGUCCAGCAAAAAAGUCAAGUUUCAUUGUUAUGGAACCUAGGUUGGCCCAACUCAGCUAUUCUAAACCGCCUCCAGGAUGUGAGUGAAGGAAUAGAAGGAAUUCUGAAAGUUUCCCUUGCCCUUGGAGAUUUCUCUGAAGUGAAAUACACAACCACCACUGUUGCAUCUUGGACUGGGUUAUCUAACAGGAGGACAGAAUUCUCUCAGGACAUCCAGAAGUCCUUACUUGAAGAGAUAAAGUCAUCAAAUCCAGACUUUCCUGUACGGAAACUUUUCAAACCAUUACUUCAGAAACGAAAAGAACACCUUGCAGAGGCUCUCAAAGCAGGACCCUCUAAUGAAUCGGACAGUUCUGUAAUAGAGCUUGAUACUGAGCCCCAACAAGUAUUAUCUCUGUGUAGCAGUCCACAACAAACUUUGGGUAAAAGGAAGAGAAAGAAGGAAAGACAGGACCAGAAACAAAAAAGGAGGAAAAUACUUGACAAUAAUGAGGACUCUGUUAUUAUCAUUGAUGUGGAAGAAUACACUCCAGAGGUGUCUGCACAAUCUGAGAAAUCUACCAAGAGAAACAGUAAAGGCGCCCAAAAUCAGAAUUGCGUGGCUCCUUCCAAAAAUCGCCUUAGUCGAUCUAUUAAGAUAAAGCAGCAGGAGUUGGAAUGUAAAACCAGAGCAGCAGAAACACAGAAUGUGCCUGCUCCGUCACGGGUUUCCAAAUUAACUGACCAACCAAAGAGGGAGGAAGCUGCUGCUUCUGACGACCCAAUCAGGGAAGAUCUUCUAUGGACAGAGAAAUACCAGCCACAGCACUCCAAUGAACUUGUCGGAAAUCUCAGUGCUAUCAGGAAAUUACGCAGUUGGUUAAUGGAAUGGAAGAAGAGGGCUGAUCAGGAAGAAAAGAAAAAACAGAAAGAAAGAAAGACUGAAAAGGAUAAGAAACUGGAUAUUUGGGACAAUAGUGACUUUAACAUGGAGAGCUCUGAGGAUGAGGAUUUUUUGUGCAAUACCGUGCUAAUUACUGGACCGCCUGGAGUUGGGAAAACGGCUGCAGUUUAUGCUUGUGCUCAGGAGUUGGGUUUUAAGGUAUUUGAAGUAAAUGCUUCCUCACAGCGAAGUGGCAGACAGAUCCUCUCUCAACUAAAAGAAGCCACUCAAUCUCACCAAGUUGAUAAACAGGGAGCGAAUGCCCUCAAGCCUGCCUUCUUCAACAGCAACAAGCUUUUGCCUUCUCAAACAGCCAAAUCUCCGAAGAAAACAAACUCUCCGAGAAAAGUGGUCUUGUCGCCCAGGAAGGCACCCCAGUCCCCGAAGGGAAGGGGCUCAAAGAAGAACCUAACGCCCAUGUCUUUAGCCAAUUUCUUCAGAGGCCCGUCGAAACCUAACAGAAGUGAAGAAACAGAAAAACUUGAAGAAAAGGAGACGAAUGACAAACCACGGAAGAAUUAUAAGGCCCAGAAAAGCAGCCCCCAGGUUACAGAUGUAACUAGGGUUCCCUCCAUGUCUGGGAGCAAAGACACAGGCUCUGAAGAAUCCAGCAGAAAAAGUGCCACGUCACUCAUCCUGUUUGAGGAGGUAGAUGUAAUAUUUGAUGAUGAUGCUGGAUUUCUAAAUGCAGUUAAGACCUUCAUGGCAACUGCGAAGCGGCCAGUUAUACUCACCACCACUGAUCCCAACUUCAGUUUAAUGUUUGAGUGCUGCUUCGAAGAAAUCUGCUUUAAAGUGCCAUCGUCAACAAAUGUUGCCAGCUACCUCCAGCUCUUGUGCCUAGCUGAAAAUUUAAGAACUGAUACUAAGGACCUCACUGCGCUACUUGCUCUUAAUAAGUGUGACAUACGACAGAGCAUCCUCCACUUGCAGUUCUGGGUGAGAACUGGAGGUGGCUACCAAGUGGAUAAGCCUCUCCCUGCUGAAGUUGAAGAAAUGAGCAUGGUUCCAAGCCCAGCUCGAGAAGAAUCAGUUGGAAAUGCUGAUGCUGCUGAAGACACCCUGGAGAAUUCAUCAAAGAACGGCUCCAUUGUAAAGACGCAGGAUGUUCCCAAAUGUAGCGCAGGAUGCACAGAGAACCUGCUUGGCUUAAAACACACUACUGGAUGUUCAAGUGAUCUCUUUUCCAUGUUCAAGCAGGAGGUCAUUUCACUGGAGCAGUGGAGAAGUCAAGUGCAGAUUCUCCUGGAGUUCCAGAGGAGACGGCUGGACUUCAUAUUCCAUAACUUGGCGUUUCUUCUGCCUCUGCCAGUCCGAGUUGUCCCUGAUCCAGAGGGGCCUGAAAAUCUGAUUGCAGAGGACUCUGAGCCUUCCAUCUGCAAUCCCGCAUGUACAGCUGGAAGAAGGCUUCAGGAUAGUAACACAUCAGUCGAUGCCAGUCCUGUAAAAAUCUCGGGCAGAACGAAACGACACAGAAGAAACGUCUUGUUCGAUGAUAGUGACUUGUUUGACACGGAGCUGAAUGAGAGCAGUACCUUUGUGACUUUACCAAAUGAAAUUCCUACCUCACCUUGUGUUGCUGGAAAAGCAGCAGAAAGCCAAGCUAGCAGAGUGAGUGGGGAUGGUCCCUCCAGGAAUGAGACUGAUCCCUCCAAAAUUACUGAAAAGAAGCCAAGGACACUAGCAGAACAUAAGUGUUGUGAGGCGGUAUCUUUGUGUCUCGGAUCUCUAGCUGAGUUCACAGACAGUAUCUCGUUCUUGGACUGCUGUCUACGCAGAGGUGCGGUUGAGAGAGAGGGUUCAUGUGGACAGAGUGGUUAUCACUGGGCUGCCGCAGAGAUUAAAAACGGCAUGUUGGAUGAGGGGGGUGUGGAGUUGGGAGAUUGGUGGUCCUCCCACAGCUUUGGGGAGAUGAGAGCAACUGUGGAAGCCUUGAGCUGGAAGAAGUGUCGGUCGCAGAUUCAACAAAUCGUGGAUCCUUCAGUUACCAAGUGCGAGGAACCAGCGAAAGACCCAAUGGAGGAGCUCACCCUUCACAUUCCAAAUCACCAAAACCGUAAUGCUGUGUUCACACAGUCUUCCCAUUAUCACACCAGCACUGCAUCUAAAAGAAUAGAGGUGCUGAAAACUGUAUUCUCUAGCAAGGCAUUUGUAAGUCUGGGUAACAGGCGAGCAAGUGCUGUGGAAUAUCUGCCAGCUCUCCGCACUAUCUGCAGGACAGAGAAAUUGAAAGAACAAGGCAAACUAAAACGCAGGUUUCUGCAUUAUUUGGAUAGUGCGCACUUGGAGCUGCCUAAAAGUACUCUGGAAGCCCUUGCAGCUAGUUUUCCAUGAAGAUCCCAACUUGUUGACAGUACUUAUUGUGCAGUGAAUUACUACACACUCAAGGCAGACUAUAUUACUGGGGUAUUUUUCCCCCUGGUCUUUUACUUGGUAAUUGCUGUCCACUGUGUAUAUGUGUGUGUUUUGUGAAAUCAUUUUUUGUACAGUAAAGUGAUGUGAAACUGUGGGAGAAUGCUGGGUUCUUAAUUUAAUUACAGUGGGAAUAAUAGUAUCUGCUGUCUAAGAAUGUAAAAAUCCGAUGCAUAAUAGUUUAUUUUGAGUGCAUGGAGUCUAUUUAUAACACUUAUGGAGAAAUAACAAACCGUCCCCUCCUGUUCUGCUGGUACCUUCUGCUGUCUUGCCUAACAAUCCAUGUGUGAGUGCUCAUCCGACAUUAGCGCUGCACACAUUCCAGCAGGGGUCACUGGAUAGGGAUUGGGAGCAGGAAUGCUGACUAUUUUUUCUGUAUAUCCCUGCCCUCUCUGCCCACCCCUUCCCAGCUCAAGGCUACAACAGUAUUUAAUUACAUAUAUUGUUUAACGAGCAGUCUUGAUUUAUUUUUUUACUCCUUGUUUUCUUCUCUCUCCUCUGAACAUUCCCUCCCUUUCUGUGCCAAAUACCCCCACCCACCCCCACAAAAAACCCUUUCAACCCAAAGCUACAAACUUUGGUUUAGAAAGCUUCCACAAGUGUUAUAAAUAGGGCCAGUUACAGACAGCAGUGAGAUCAGACAAGUGUCUUCCUCUCAGAAGAGGACCCAGCUUGUAAAUGCCUCACUGGAGUCUGCCAGCCUCAACCGGGCAGUCAGAGGGAAUAUUGUCAUAAAUCAUGAAUGGCUAUGAUCCAUCCUCUUGUCCACUAAGGUUUUUUAAUGUUGCAAUUUUUAUAUUACGUGGAUCUUAUAAAGGAUGGAGUGCCCCUGUAUUGUAUAGUGUGAUUGUAUACCCCAUUCUGUCAUUGGAUAUGGAAUUAAAUAAAUCAGAGAAAUGCU